Messenger RNA from Trichoplax adhaerens, 3339 nucleotides. RefSeq lists its product as uncharacterized. Bases 1 to 3339 code for a protein of 1112 amino acids. The transcript is spliced from 30 exons. Gene Ontology annotation, molecular function: flavin adenine dinucleotide binding; calmodulin binding; nitric-oxide synthase activity. Gene Ontology annotation, biological process: nitric oxide biosynthetic process. Lineage: Eukaryota; Metazoa; Placozoa; Uniplacotomia; Trichoplacea; Trichoplacidae. The record is from RefSeq and is a predicted model, not a curated record.
AUGGAUAGCCAAUCUGCAGUGCCUAAUUUGGAAGGACAAACCUUCAUGCGUUUACAAAAUUUAAUAACAACUGAGCAAACCACCGACACCUUUCAUCAGCGAGCAACUACAAUUCCGAGCUGUACUGGUAAAAGAUGUUUAGGAUCACUAAUGCAAAUUCCCGAAAAAAUAAAGCGAGAAAAUGGUCUGAAACCCAAGGAAUUAGUUAUUAAGGAGGCAACAGAAUUCCUACAAGAAUAUUAUGCCUCUAUACGAAAGGAAGGUAGUGAAGCCCAUCUGAAACGCAAAGCUGAUGUUAUCGAAGAAAUUCAGGCAAAGGGCUUAUACGACCUAACUGAACAAGAAUUAACAUAUGGUGCUCGGUUAUCUUGGCGUAAUGCUUCCAGGUGCAUUGGCCGAAUUCAGUGGUCCAAUUUACACAUUUUUGAUGCCAGAGAUGCAGUUACUGCAACAGACAUGUAUGAUGCAAUUAUUAGCCAUUUGAAGUAUGGUACUAAUAAUGGAAACUUAAGAUCAGCUAUGACAAUUUUCCCACCCAGAGCUAAUGACUCGCACGAUUUUCGCGUAUGGAAUAUUCAGUUAGUUCGCUAUGCUGGAUAUGAGCAACCUGAUGGCUCCGUAAUCGGUGAUCCAGCAAACGUCGAAUUUACAAAAAUAUGUGAAUCAUAUGGAUGGAAAGGUAAAGGUGGCAUGUUUGAUGUUCUACCUCUUCUUUUGCAAGCUAACGGAGAAGAUCCCGAGCUAUUUGAAAUUCCGUCGGAUUUAGUUCUAGAAGUGCCAAUUUCUCAUCCAGAGUAUGAAUGGUUUGAAGAGCUCAAGUUGCGAUGGUAUGCUUUACCUGCAGUUUCUUGUCUUUUGCUGGAUAUUGGAGGGGUGGAAUUCCCAGCGUGUCCAUUUAAUGGAUGGUAUAUGGUAACUGAAAUCGGUGCAAGAGACUUUGGUGAUGAAAAUCGCUAUAAUUUAUGCAAACCUGUGGCUCAACGUAUGAAACUUGAUACUCGAACGGAAACAACUUUAUGGAGAGAUAAAGCCAUCGUGGAAAUAAACUGCGCCGUUAUGCAUAGUUUUCUAAAACACGGAGUUACUUUAGUGGACCAUCAUUCAACAUCCAAUUCCUUCAUGCAACAUCUACAAAAUGAGCAAAAACUACGCGGUGGUUGUCCAGCCGAUUGGGUCUGGGUAGUUCCUCCGAUAUCAGGAUCGGCCACAAAAGUUUUUCAUCAGGAAAUGUUGAAUUAUAAAAUUAAGCCAAGCCUAGAGUAUCAGGUCGAUGCAUGGAAAAUUCAUCGCAGAAAGACACCAAUUAAAACCAAAGAAGGAAAAUUUAAAGAUAUUGCAAAGAUGGUGCGUUUAUCGACAGAGCUCAUGGCUAAAGCCCUUGCCAAGCGAAUCAAAGCAACCAUUUUGUAUUCAACGGAGACAGGCACAUCAGAAAGAUAUGGUAAAAUGCUGAAAAAGCUACUAGACUUGGCUUUCGAUGCAAAGAUUUAUUGCUUGGAGAAUUACGACUUUAACAAUUUGGAUUACGAAAAUCUUGUUUUCGUUGUCACCAGUACAUUUGGUAACGCUGAUCCACCUCAUAAUGGCGAGGAAUUCGAUAAACAUCUUCGCCAUCGCUUACAUUCAUACCAUGUACAAAAUCAAGAGUUAGUAUAUUUUACUAUAUUUUUGCAGACUGAUAAUAUUAAUUGUUGUAGGGAAGACUACAAUGCUUUAAAUGACUAUGGUACAAGAAUUCUCAAUGUUAAAUAUUCCGUAUUCGCUUUAGGCUCCAGAGUAUAUGGAGAUAAUUUUUGUGCUUUCGGCCGUUUUAUUGAUGCUUCAUUGCACAAAAUGGGAGCCGAAAGAAUUUGUCCUCUUGGUGAAGGGGAUGAACUCUGCGGACAAGAGGAAUCAUUUAAGAUAUGGGCUGAUAAUGCUUUGCGUACUGCCUGCAAUACAUUUUCAAUCGAUCUCAAUAGCGAUUUUAAGACAACUAAUACAUUAUUAACAACCGUACCAGCUUGGUCAGAGAGUAAUUAUCGUCUUGUGCAUAAAGAAAAGAAACCCAUCAAGCCGCUUAUUGAAGCUCUGUCCAAAAUUCAUUCAAAGAAGAUUCAAUCAGCAACAGUUAUUUCCGUUACAAGCUUACAAUCCACCACUUCUUUGCAUUACACGAUUCUCGUUAAGUUGGAUAAGGGCAACAAUUCUAGCUUGAACUAUGCUGCUGGCGAUCAUUUGUCUAUAUUUCCAGGCAAUGAUCCGGAAAUAGUGGAUGCUUUAUUAACUAAACUAACAGAUGGACAGUCGCCAGAUACACCUAUUCAAAUGGAAUAUCUAAAUAACGAAAAAAAUUGGACGGUUGAUAACCAUAUACCACCUAUUUUUACGUUAAGAGAAGCAUUUUCUCGAUUUGUCGAUAUAUCAACACCUCCUACACCACAAUUUCUGCAAUAUUUGGUCAAUCAGGCCAAGGAUGAAAAAGAAAAGAGCCAUCUAGAAGAGUUAGCAAAGGGACAAGAUGAAUAUGAAGACUGGAAAUUUUACGAAAAUCCUAACAUAUUGGAUGUGAUCGAUAAGUUUCCAUCUCUUCAAAUACAAUCUACUCUAUUGCUGUCGAAAUUACCGCGAUUAAAACAAAGAUACUAUUCGAUAUCCUCAUCUAUGGCCAUGUUUCCUAAUGAGAUCCAUAUUACAGUUGGAGUGGUACAGUAUUAUACUAAAUCAGGGAAGCUGUGCCGCGGUGUUUGCUCUAAUUGGCUUAAUUCCUUAAAAGAAGGAGCAACUAUCCACUGUUUCACUAAAGCAGCUCCAAGCUUCCAGAUGCCAUCUAAUAACUCGAUACCGAUCAUUAUGGUUGGCCCUGGAACAGGAAUAGCUCCUUUUAGAAGCUUUUGGCAACAGAGAGCCAUAGAAGAGGACAAUUCUUCAAAUAACUUUGGUGACAUGGUUUUAUACUUUGGGUGCAGAACACCGGUAAAGGAUGACAUUUAUAGGGAAGAAUUGGAGGAUUGCGUGAAUAAAAAGGUCAUCAAAGAAGUUUAUAAAGCUUACUCAAGGGCGCCAGACGAACCAAAGCAAUAUGUGCAAGACAUACUGAGCCAAAAUGGUAAUGAGGUGCUCGCAAUGCUUUUAGACGACGACGGGCAUAUUUACGUAUGUGGUGAUGUAUCUAUGGCAGCAGGUGUAACAAGAGCAAUUCAGAAUAUACUCAUUGAUUAUGGGCAAUUUAGCCAAGAAGAUGCUCUCGAAAUGACCAAAAACUUGAAGAAAAAUGGCAGAUACCAUGAGGAUAUUUUUGGUCUAACCUUACGAACAGCAGAAGUAACAGAAAAAAAUCGUCGUGCUUCACAAAGGUAA